Molecule: messenger RNA, 1715 nt
Organism: Drosophila busckii
Lineage: Eukaryota; Metazoa; Arthropoda; Insecta; Diptera; Drosophilidae
Exons: 2
Coding region: 94-1686 (530 amino acids)
Source: RefSeq, a predicted model, not a curated record
UCUUUUAAUAAAAAUUCUUUAGAUGAUUGUUGGCGCGCAAUAUUUAAUUUUGCAACAAUUUGGCAACAGUUUGAAUAAAAUUCUAAGCGAGCUAUGAAUCGCGCUCUGUAUGUGCCAUGCAGCAUUUACUCAAGGCGCCAGAACGCGGACGUCUUUCGAAAUGAUCCAUUCAAAAUUCAAUCGUACAACUUUCGUUAUGCGGAUAAGCCGGUGCAUCUAAUGUCGCAUUAUCAGCGCACGCAAGCCACGCCCACAUUGACGCCACCACCACCCAAGCCGCCCACAUUUGAAACCUAUUACUAUAAUAACAAAUUUAAGCAGCGCACUGAGCCAAAGCCGAGCAGCAAUUUUGUGGAAUAUCGACGACGCAGUUUGCUGCCAGAUUUUCAAUCCAUAGCUAGUGCCGCGCCAACGCCCAUAAAGGUGAGGGCGGAGCCCCGGAAGAUGCCGCCGCUGCUGAGCAGCUGCUGCCAGCGCGAUGAGUAUCAAAGCAUGCGACGUGGCCAAAGCGUCACCACCAUGCGCCAGAGCAGCAGCCAGAGCGUGGGGCAAGUGCGACGCGGCAGCGCCAGCUACAGCAAUUUGAGGCAACAACCAGUGGCGAGGAGCAGCCCGUCCAGCUCCACCUUCAAACUCUGUGGCAAGCGAAGCAACAGCAGCGGCUGCGCCAUUAACAUAAACAUAGGUGCACUCGACGCACACAGCGAGGUGGACAAGAGUGUGCGCAUAGAGAUUGACACCAAAGUGAGUGAGGAUAAGAUGGGCGCACGUUGUAGCACUGAGAGUUUUGUCAUUGACAAGCGGCUGAGCAAGUUUUUGGUGCAGUCAACGACGCAGCGUCAGCAGCUGGAGCGAGAUGAGCGGCACGAGCAACUGCAGCUGCAGCAGGAGCGACGCUGGCGUCAACACGAGCGUGAGCGUCAACGUGAGCGGGAGCGUGCGCUGGAUGAGCAGCGACUGCAGGCACUAGAGCGAGAAAGAGAGCGAGAUCGACUGCGGCUGCAGCAGCGCGAAACGCAGCGGCGAAGAGAGCAGGAGCGUGAGCGGGAGCGACUGAAUCGACAGCCAAUGAGAGCAAUGUCCAUGCCGAAUCCGGUGUUGGCGCCUGUGGUAAUAAUGAGCUCGCAUUUGCAGCGUGUGACCUCCAAUGAUCGACUGCCGGGCAUGGUGCCCUGCUUUGUGCACAGCUCACGGCGAGCCGAGCGACUGCAGCAAAGCACCAGAAGAUUAAGCACACUCAAGCAGCCCAUUGCACCUCAAUCUCCAAGGCAAAGUGCUCCCCCCGCCGCUCCGCCUGCUGCUCCAAUCGUUUUGGAGCGUCGCAGUUCCGGCUGCAGCAGCAACAUCAAUGCCAGCGUUCGUGCCUCAGAUAGCAAUGCGAGCUUGCGUCGUUUAUCUGCCACACGUUUGAACGAGCGCAAGCUGCUUAAUCUUCAAGUGAAUGGUGUUCCAGUCAAAGCCAAUCCCUCCAUACAUACGCGACUCAACAAUCUGCCCAUACGCAUUACCACAUCCCGUCCAGCGGGCGAUGAUUUGCGCUUCUCGCUUAACCAGGUGCGCAAUCAGCAGCGCAGCGACUCGCCGCUGGUCACAGCUCGUCGCUCUCCCUCACGCACGUCCACGAUCGCUCCCUGCAGUGUCAACAUCAAUGUCUAUGCGGAUCAGCCACGCCCACUGCGUUUAUAAAUUGUUAACACUUAAAAUUUGGCUGCACU